Molecule: messenger RNA, 1071 nt
Organism: Strongylus vulgaris
Lineage: Eukaryota; Metazoa; Nematoda; Chromadorea; Rhabditida; Strongylidae
Source: the annotation of a GenBank genome assembly
AUGUCAUCAGAAGAUUGCGAAGUGGAAACAAAGCCAUGCGAAUCAGGGAAAGAGAUUCAAGGUGCCGCUGAGUUGUGCAUCCGGCCAUCAAAAGUGGCCGCAAUGAAAUCAGCACAUGAGCUGAACAUCAAGUAUAGAGCAAUGGGAUGUAAAUCCCCUGUUUCGGCUCGUUCUACAAAAUCUAGGACGGGAAGCAGAAGUAGUGAGGGCAACAGCUUUGGGGAAUGUCGCUCAAAUCAUGUUCAAGAACCACAUUUUCAAAAUAGGAUGAUAUCUGCACAAGAAAUUGAAAACGGCUUGAACAGGUCGGCAGAGCCGCAGUCGAGAUCUUCGGAGGAAGAUGCGAUGAUUGACGAAAUGAGCGCUGUUUCAAGUGGAAGUGUUAUGACAGCUGACGAGUCGUCUAUUCUUUAUCCCACUGCAGUCACCGUUAGCUUCAGCAACCUUACUUCGGGCGACUCACAAUCGGAAUCCUCCUCCUCGGUAUAUACAGCAAGUUACGGAUGGUGGAUGCAUAAUGUAGACAAUUCUAGCAGUGAUAGCUCACUUUCACUAUCUACAGGAAUGCGACUCUCUCCCUGUGUUGAUCCGCCAAGUAGUCUAUCUUUGACCACGAGCUUCAGCUCUAUGGAGGUUAACACCGCCGAUAUUUGCACAGAUGCAAUCAGCACUGCAGAGGUGGACUCUGACAAUGAAGCACCCAGUAGAGCAUCUGUCGAUGGACUUCUGGUUGAAUCUGUGAAUUCUGUGCUAUCAGAUGGAAAUAAUUUGUCAACAGCCAUAUCAGAUCCUGCUGUAACUAACUCUCAUAAGCUUGAAACUCGCAUUGCUCCGAGAUCACCUCUUAUAGAGAUUGACGAUCUGCGAACCGCUAUAGAAGAACCAUUUGUUCUUCAUACGGCUUGGGAGAGGACAGCAGACACCCACACAUCGCGAUUUAUGACAGAAAACGGCUUAGGUAGCGACGAACAGUCAGACAGUUUUGUUUCUGCGCAAAGCUCGUCCGGUUGUGGACCUCUGUAUUGCUCGUUUCUGGAUAGCGAACAAGGAGAGCUUCACGAGAUUGAGUAG